UUGGAAUCUCCGGAAGAUAGUGGAAAGUCCGAGUGGAGUAACUUUGACAUUCAAUGUGUUAAUUCAAACAACAGUAGCUGGAGAUUAUAAAUUCAAGGUAAACUUAGGAAAUAUAAAAAAAAAACUGGUCAUCAUGACAAACUAUGAGGAGUCCAUUCAGCCCACUAGUGAUAGCUUUUGGGAGGUAGGCAAGUACCAGAGAACAGUGAAGCGUGUUGACAAUGGUUACAAACUAUGUGACAGUCUUAGAAGUCUUAUAGAGUCGAGGAGCGAGAUAGAAAGAAAUUACGCCAAACAGCUAACACAAUGGACCAAAAGGUGGAAUGAAUAUCUGGACAAAGGCCCAGAGUAUGCGACUACACAAGGUGCAUGGAGAGGAUUGCUACAGGAAGCUGAUAGUGUGGCAAACCUUCACACCCUUGUCGGAGAGAAUCUCAUGUCCAAAGCUUACACCGACAUCAAACAAUGGCAGAAGGACAAUUACCACAAAUCUAUGAUGCAUUUCAAAGAAACAAAAGAAAUGGAAGAUGGUUUCAAAAAGGCACAAAAACCAUGGGAGAAAAAGUACACCAAGCUACAAGCUGCCAAAAAAGAAUAUCACACAGCAUGUAGGAACGAAAAAAGCACUGCCAACCAGGAAAAUAACGCCCGGGGUGACUCGGCAGUCUCGCAGGAUCAGAAAACCGUAGACCAACACACUUUAAAAAAGAUCCAAGAUAAAUUACGGAAAUACCAGGCUGAUGUAGAACAAUCCAAGGAUAAAUAUGAAGCUUGCCUGAAUGACCUUAACAGUUACAAUGCAAAGUAUAUAGAGGACAUGAAUGAGGUUUUUGAGAAGUGUCAACAUUUUGAAAGAGAAAGAAUGGAAUUUUUCAAGAAAACUAUGUUUGUGCUCCAUGAGUGUCUGGACCUGUCAUCAGAAACCAGAUUUUCCAAGUUAUAUUCAGAUCUACAUGACACGAUUAGCAGAGCAGACUCCGACAGUGACCUGGCCUGGUGGUCUCAGAAGAGCGGUGCUGACAUGCCCAUGAACUGGCCCACAUUUGAGGAAUAUUCUCCUGACCUGGCAAACAUAUCCAAGAAGGAGAAGAAAUCCCAGCUAGGUGGAGACGGCAUCACCAUCACCAGUAUACGGCAUAAGGGUGAUGUUUAUCAACCCUCGACUGAUUCCAACACCUUCAACAACACACCAUCGCCCCGUACAUCACGCAUCUCCAAUGCUUCCACAACAAACAGUGAUUCUUACAACCCCGCUCCAACACAGUCAGAACCCAGCUACAACAGCAAUGUGGUGGAGACACGUGCGGAGGUGGAUGUGAGCAGGAAAAAGUCUUAUGACAAGAAAUUAAAUCCAUUUGGUUCAGAUGAUGAUGAUGAUGGAGAAGACUUGGGAGGAGAUCGGCUCUCAAGUAAAACACCAAGCAAACAAACAGUCCCAGAACAAGUGAGGUCAGAGCCUGCGGAGCCAGCUAACCCAUUUGGUGAUGACGAUGCGGAAGAGGAGGGUGCUGACUGUAGUAUAUUGAUGGAGGUUCUGUAUGACUACAUACCCAAGACUGAGGAUGAUGACGAGCUUACUCUGGCAGUAGGUGAGAGAUUCUACAAGAUCAAGAUGGAGGAUGAGCUGGGAUGGUGUAAGGGGAGAAAAGCAGAUGGUUCUGAAGGCCUGUUCCCAGCACAGUAUGCCAAGGAAGCAUCAUAACAUGUCAGACCGAGACUUCCCAUGGAUCAUAGCAGCGCAUACACCAAUCAGUGUAUACUCCAAACAAGUGGAGCUGAUAACACAACAAAAGACAGAAUCGAACUCAUGUUUAUGCAAGAUUCAUGGAUAUUACGUAUACAUCCCUAAUACAUGUACUGACUUAACAAGCUGUGGCUCCUUCCCAACUCUAGAGAGAUUUACAUAAAACCGUAACAAUUCCCUGUAGCAGGUUAUCUCCCCUUUACUUUAUUGUUACAACAAUGGCCUUAUUAUUGGUAAUUAUUCACAGAUACAUUUUAUUCAAAAUUUUGUGUCACCUCAGAUUUCAUGUAAUGUACCAGUACAUCUAUAUGUAUGUCAGAUUACAAAAGAAUAUAUAGUUACAUUCGUAAUGUAGGCUCCGAUUUAUUGAUACCAGUCAAAACUUUCCUCUUUAUUUUAGACAUGCCCCUAUUAAUUUAUUAUUAAGGAUGUACGCUACCUUAUUGGGACAAACAAGAGUUCCAAUAGUAUGAUGAAAUUGAAUUAUUUGAAUUAUUAGUUAAAUCGCAGUUGAAGCUAUGUAUGGGAGAUAAUUAAAAGGAUUAAAUGUUUAAGAUAAUAUUUAAAAAUGAAGAUAUACACUGAAACCUCAUUAAUUGAUAAACAUAAUUUUAUUAUCAAGGUAUAUAUGCUUGAUGAAAUAUGAUAUAUAUAUAAUGGACUUUCAAAAGGAAUUAAGUGUCAAUGAAGUGAUUGUGCUUUAUGAAGUUGGUUCUCAGAUAACUAGUUCUGUUACAAAACAGCUGGUAAGACAAAAGGAAAAGGGAUGUAUUUUUCUUAAGAUGCUGAUCUAGUUUAUAGAUCUUAUUUCAACAGUUUGUCAUUCUUGGUCUAUUAGGCAGUCAAAUGAAUUACGAUUCCCACAUAUAAAUUCGGUUAAAGUAAAUUUAUUGGGAAUUCUACAUGAAUUUAAAUUGUGAUUAUUAUACUAUAAAUCAAAUAGUAAUAUUUCUGAAUAGAUAAUUUGGAAUUUUCCAGAUUCCGUUUGUUAUCACGUCCCGAUUCAUCUUCAUUCAAGAUUUAUUUAUUGUUGCCUGGUUUGUUGAGACAUUCUGACUCCAAGGAAGAUACAACUUACUUCUAUGAAGUACAUAAAGGAAUGGUGAAGAGCAACAUGUGACAUUGAAUUUGGUUUUUUCAUUAUUGAUUCCACUGCCAUGCUAAAGGAUUUGGUCAAUUGAAAUGAAGCUACAUUUAAAUACUUGUAUAUUUGUGGUUAAAAUGAUAUAAAAUUGUAAUAUUUAUGAUUCUUCAGGAUAGAACAUGAAGAUAAAAAAUUCAAGGUGUCUUGAAAUAUUCCUCCAAGGCAUCUUCUAACAUUUUAUCCAUCUAGAUGAAAAUUUGAUUUUUGUUGAAAAUAUUUUCAUAACAUUAAUAUAAUAUAAACAAAAAUCUUUGAUAAUAUCGAAAAGUAGUGAACUUAUUAAUGGUAAAAAGGUCUUUCUUUGUUUGGUUUAAAUAGAGGUAUUCAUACAUAAGGGGAGGUAAUUUAGCAGAAAUUAUUCAUGUAAAAAACAUAAUACUCAUUUAUCUUGUUCAUCUGACUUUUGACCAUUCCAUAUUAAAUGUGUAAAAAGAUCUGUAUGUUAGGCUCGUUAAUGAUGGUGAUUUUUGAUUAUAGAAAGACAAUGUACUGAUGUUAAUAAUGUAUAACUGUACAGACGGAUGCUGUGUUCUCUGGUCACCCUAGAUCUCCAGCUGUGGAUUAUUCCUAUUCUGAAUUUCCAAUAGUUACCAUAAAUUUGUUGAUUGGUAUUGUAGGAACAUCACAGUAUAUGAUUCUGAUAUUCUGUUGUGCAAGAAGGAAAUAUUCAGGAGUGGUAGAUGAUGAUGCACAGCGUUGGUUGGUAACUGUAUUAUCAUGUGAAUGAAGAAAAGUCAUGAUGGAAAGCAGCUUGUUUGAUACUGUAAACAAUAGAUAGCUAUAUAGAUAUCUGUAUAUCAUUAUAUAUAAAUCAACUUUAAAGUAGAUAUGUUAAAUAGUAAAAUUGUUUUCAUGUUAAAUGCACACAUCCAUGUAUUAGAAUCUUGCCAAAGUAACUUUUAUUAGUAUAUAUCGAAGAAGAAAAAAAAGAGUAGUGAUGCAAAAAUUUUGUAAUUAAAAGGAAGUUUAUUAUAUUAUUUUUUAUCGUAAUAGAUGGAAGUGAAAUUGAUUGAAACAACGAGUAUGGCGUAAGUUGCGAAGGUGAACUGUUUCAAAUGUAUAAAGUCAUCAGUAACUAUUGAUUUAAAAACCUGUUAUCAUAUCAACAUUAGUGUUCCUUCUACCUCUAAAGCACACAUACACUGUAUUUGUAUCCAUGCACCACUGUUUGUCACAUCCUUAAUGUUCAGAUACUUUUAAUACUACAAGUUCUUAUCAUUUCAGAUUUUGAUAGCUUUUCAUCCUGGGCUGGCACCAGGAGUCAUCUCCCUUUAUCUAAAUUUCAUUUUUGAUUUGCAUUAUUGCAAUCAUAAGAAAACAGAAAUUUGUUCACAAGUCUUGAGGUUAACUUAACAGUUAUGUGAAGUUUUGAUUGAAUUUGGAGUUACUGUAAUUACUUUUAUCAAUUCAUAAUACAAUUUUUGUGUAAAUGUAUCCGUUUAUGUAUAUUCUGCAGCACAAUGACAAUAACCACUUUUUUUUCUUUUUUUUUGCCCUGUUCCAGAGAAAUCUAUUUUGUAGAUAGUCAUACAGUAUUUUUAUAGAGCGUAUUUCAUGUUCUAUAGUCACAAGAUUUUGUGUACAAAUAUUUAGUAAUCGGAUAGUUUUGUUGUGAUUUCUGUCAAAUUUGUUUAAGGAUAUUUGGGACUGUAAGAAAUGAUGUGAAGAUAAACAAAUUAUUGAACUAUUUUAAUUUCUGUACUUAAAAUUUCCCUGACCUGUGAUAUUGGGUGUGAUAGAUCAUUUUGUACAACCCCAGGCCCAAAAUUUAUUAUGAUAGCAUAAGCUAUUUUCUGAAUUAAACUAAAGAGCAGAUUUUAAUUCUGGAGGAAAUCUUAGUUAUAAUGCCUUGAGAAAGUGAAACAUGAUGUCCCAUCAUUAUGGGUAAGAUUCUCUGUAAAUAUCGUCGAUACUGGCUGUGUUCAGUGUUAUGUCCCCAGGUAUAAGGAUAGGCAUGAUGACCACUUUACAAGUGAUCAGACGUAUCCUUAUCAGUGGCAAAUAGAGAUAUUGGCAUGAUGGUCGACAGGUAUGGUGACACAAGGAUACAUUUCUUCAUUUAGAUUGACCAGAAUAGAAAGAUUUAGUGUUCCAGAUUCAAAAUUACAAGUUCCCAGUUUAGAUUUUAAAGUUUUAAAGUGUUAAAGAUCAGAAAUUAUCUACACAAUGGUUCUCUCAACAUAAUCAUUUGGCAUAAGAUCGGAUUAUAAUUAUAGAUUGUCUGAAAAUAAAAUAUCAAGAGAAUCUCAGAUCACCUCAGGCUAAUAUAGAGGCUAUAUAAUGUGUAAAUUAUAAAUUCAUCAAUAUUGAAAUAAAAACUUUUGUCAUUUUUGGAAAGAUUAUUGUCACUCUCGGGCAUACAAAAAACCUGUGAAUUUUGAAGAACAAUUUGAUAAGAAUGAAACGUAGAGAGGAUGAUUCGUUUUCAUAUUGAUAUCAUACAAUGUUGGUGAUAAUUGUUGAUGUAAAUGAGAGGAGAGGUUACUAGACAUAUUUUGAUAGGAUGUACACCUUAUCCCGACCAACAGUAAACUACAGCGUGUACACUGUAGUCUAUGUAGAUUUAUAUGCUUGUGUUAGUAGAAUUGUCCGUGCUGUUUGAUGAAAACACUUUUAUUUAGAAUUUUGCAGGGAAUUUGAAAUAUCGACAUUUAUGAUAUUCAAACAUUUGUACAUAAAAUAAAAAACCUUAAGGAAAUUCCAUUUUCAUUUUAGGGUAUGAGAACAUUCAUAUACCGUUAUUCCAACUGUUUGUUUUCUGUUAUUGUCGACAUAUUUCUUAAGGGGAAAAAAAAAAUCAUAUUUAAGCAUACAUGGAAAAAAUUUAUGAAAGUGUUAUAUAUUUAAAUUUUUAGAAGAAUGCUAUUCAUGGCUAUAGAUGAAAUGAAAGUUCUGAAUUUAAGUCAUGACCAAAAUUCAUUUUUAUAAAACAUGUGUUGGUUUUUGUUGGAUGCAUUUUUCAAAUCCUAGAUAAAAUUGUCCCAAAUAUAUUUAUAUUUUAUAGUGCUAAGCUACUUAAUGGCUAAAGGACUUGAAGAUUACUGUAAUCCAUUGUAGUUUUUAUGGUACAUAUUGAUGUGGUUUAAUUAUUCAUAUAUAUAUAUCAAGGACUGGGUGACAUUAACGAGAUGUUGCCUUCAUUUUUCCAUGAACCACAUGAAAUAUAACCUUAAAGUUUUUUUUUAGAAUUGUUUAAAACUUCACUUACUUUCUUUAAAACAAAUGCUACCUAAAUAUUAAUAUUAAAAGAGGAACAUAUGUGUUAGUUAUAUUAUUGUGUCUCUUCAUAUUGAGGAGAAUGUGAAAUUUGGGUGUAUGUAGGACUAAUUGUUAUCAUAGUGUCCAUUUUCGUCAAACUUUCGUUACAGUGUUUGUUCUCAUUUCUUGAAGGCCAGACUCUGUGAUAUGUUAAGCUAUUUUAGGAUAUAAGAAUCAAGAUACAAUUUGGGAGUAUCACCUUGGAAACAUGUGUUCAUUGUACAUUGGCUCUUUGUGAGUUUUGUAAAUAAGCAGAUCAAAGUAUCUCUGAAGACGGAGAGGAUUUGAUAUUCUUGACAGUGUCACCUCAUUGUCUCAAGGUAUCCGGUACUUGUUGUACUGAAACCUGUAUGUAAGAUUGGUGUGUAAUGGAGAAACAAUUCUACAAAUUAGUUGAUGCAGGUUGAAUUACAUUGCUUAUCGCAGAAAAUGAUGCCUGUUUAUGUCUAAAGAAUUCCAAAGAAGCUCAAAGCUUGUGUGUAGUUGAAGAGGUCUCUAGAAUUAUUAUACUUUAUUCUCAUAUUAUAUUCUGUAAAUAAUUCUUUUAGGAUUAACUCCUUUAUAAGGUUGAGAUUCAGAUAUCUGUUUUAUAGGCAUAUUUCAAAUCAAUUUCAAAAUUAUUUCAAAAACAUCUGUAAAAAAAUUAACAGAAUUUUCACUCAUAUUUCAAACAUUUAAAAAGUUUUCAGCAAAAGAUUAAAAUAUUAUAAUAGCACUUAGUUCAUUUACUUUAUUUGUGAAAAAGUUGGUUCUUGCUUGGCAUAAAUAAGAUAGAUUAUUAGGCUAGAAAAUACAAUGUACCAGUUACUAGGGUAAGGCUAUUAGGCAGAAGACGAUGUCAUAUUGGUAGGAUAAAUCUGUGUAUAGGAAUAAAAGUAAUCUGCCUAAUUGAGCAAUAUGACCCAGGUGUGAUGUUUGGCUAUAGACACAGGUAAAGCUGUUUACCACUGUUAUUAUUGUAAAAAUUGUUACCCAUGUAUGCAAUAUUAUCGUUGUUCCAUGUUUAUUGUAUAUUUGUCCUGCCAGUUACCCAUUUACCUGUUGUUACAGAAAAUAUGUUGUUGCAAAAUAUUUAGAGACUGUAGCGGACAUUCUGUACUAAUAUACAUGUAUAUCACCAUUUAUAUAUAUAGGGGAAAAAGAAUGUUUAGUUAUUUAUUCAAAUAUGAAUAUAUUCCAUGCAUUAUUGGCAAUAAAGAAUACUAAUGAAUAUU
Messenger RNA from Pecten maximus, 7360 nucleotides. Its product is annotated as protein kinase C and casein kinase substrate in neurons protein 2-like. Gene Ontology annotation, biological process: regulation of endocytosis; plasma membrane tubulation; cytoskeleton organization. The record is from RefSeq and is a predicted model, not a curated record. Gene Ontology annotation, molecular function: phospholipid binding; protein binding. NCBI's taxonomy places the organism in Eukaryota, Metazoa, Mollusca, Bivalvia, Pectinida, Pectinidae. Gene Ontology annotation, cellular component: plasma membrane; endosome; cytoplasm.